AUGAUAUUUAUAAAAGUUUUUAUCUGGGCCAUUUUUUCGCAUUAUUCUGCGUGUGAAUUUAUAGAUUAUUGCAAUUGUAAAGCUAAUCCAUAUGAUUCAAAUGUACCUGAUGAUCCUUAUCAGCAUAUUGAUUUCCUUUGCUGUGAUGGUCAACAAAAGGAUGUUUUCAAUCAUCAAAACAAUCAACAACAUUUGGAUCGAUUGAUUGAAAAAAUUGAUAAUGAAAAAAUAUUUGUCGAUCAAUUCAUUAUAAAAAGUCUGAAUCCUCGGUUGAUAUUCCAACUUGAUUCAUUGAAAAUAAACUGGUUGGAAAUUUCAAAUAUUGAAAUAUAUUCAUUUCAAGAGACAUUUCAACAUAAAAAUUCGAAUAUCCAUCAAUUGAUUUUAUCAAAUGUUAAAGUUUUUCAAGAGUUAUUGUACUUUGUACAAUCCUCAUGGAAUCAUCUUGACAUGAUUCAUUUGGAUUCAUAUCAAUUGAUUGAUCAAUAUCACUUACAACCAUCCGAUCAUUUUUCUAUAUUCGAUAAACCAUUUGCAGAAAAUUCUAAAAUAAAAACUUUAAACAUGAUACGGUGCGAUAUUAAAUCUUUGGCUGGUGUAGAUUUAUUGAAAAAUGUGAAAACUCUUCGAUCGCUUUCGUUGGCACAUAAUCAUCUGACAAGCAUCGAUAAUGUAAAUUUUUUCCCAAGUGAUUCCAAAGAAUUUCAUACACUUGAUUUAAGUCAUAAUCAGCUGCGAUUGUUACCAAAUGAUUGGAAACUGCCAUCUUCUUUGAUCCAUCUUCAUCUGGAUAAUAACAAAAUAAUCGUUCUUCCAGACAGUGUUUACCAUUUGAAUAAUUUGCAAGAAUUUUGGUUUCAAAAAAAUUGUCUAAGUUGUGAGGAUGUUGAACUGAGAUUCAAAGGAAAAAUUCCAGCGAUUUUUAUCUGUUGGACAGAGAAAAAUUUGACAACAAACAGGACAAAUGACAUUGUGGAAUAUAUUGCAAGGUUUCAUCGAAAUUGA
Molecule: messenger RNA, 1005 nt
Organism: Dermatophagoides pteronyssinus (European house dust mite)
Lineage: Eukaryota; Metazoa; Arthropoda; Arachnida; Sarcoptiformes; Pyroglyphidae
Molecular function (GO): protein binding
Source: RefSeq, a predicted model, not a curated record